Messenger RNA from Fusarium odoratissimum NRRL 54006, 1537 nucleotides. RefSeq lists its product as uncharacterized. Bases 453 to 1031 code for a protein of 192 amino acids. The transcript has a single exon. Gene Ontology annotation, cellular component: cytoplasm; exon-exon junction complex. The record is from RefSeq and is a predicted model, not a curated record. Lineage: Eukaryota; Fungi; Ascomycota; Sordariomycetes; Hypocreales; Nectriaceae. Gene Ontology annotation, molecular function: RNA binding. Gene Ontology annotation, biological process: exon-exon junction complex disassembly.
GCUCAAAUAAGCUCAGUUAGCAGGGAUACUCCCUUGUUGCUUGUGUCCAGUACUACUUAACAGCUUGGCUCCCACAGCCCUGGCCGACAUUUCCCCAACAGGACACAGGCGUGCUUGGGCAAAUGUGAUCAUGGGUUGGCACACAAUCGAGGCAACAUGAUGAAACACAAUUACAAUGCAUAAAUCAUGCAAUGGUACUCAAUCAAGGCUGCAUCUGUGCAUAAUCCUGUAUCAUCCCAGAUGUAGCCACAUGCAUGUGGCGCUGCUUGCUUUCAGCCACUCGCAGCCCCUCCUCUAUCUUGACCCCUCCAAGCCGAGUUCCAGCUCUCAACCUGCUUCGGUACCUGCCGAGCAGAUUUCAAACCCUGUUCGCCUGCGACAACGUCCAGCGUCGGACUCAGGCGCUCUCUUGAAUUGAAUUGGCUCUCCCUCCGCUCCAUCUCUUUUUCGCAAUGCCUUCGCAGCCCUCGAACGCGGGUAUUGUCACCGACGAGAACAGUGGUGACCGAGAGAUCCCGCAGUCUGUCCGCGCAGAUGGCAGUACCCGGAAAGCUAUCAAAAUUCGUCCGGGAUACCGCCCUCCCGAGGAUGUCGAAGUCUACAAGAACCGCACUGCCGAGGCCUUUCGCGAGCGCGGUAAGAAGAUUGGCAUCCCAGGUGCCACGGGCUUGGAGGAAGGGGGCUCCGAACAAAGCUCGGCUGCAAGCAACAAGAACGCCAAGCGUCGUGAGGCUCGGAAAAAGGCAAAGGCUGCAGAGGGUGAUGCUCCAGCCCCUGCGGAAGAGACCAAGCCCGAGGAAGUCGAUCCCGAAGUUGAGCGCGAGAAAAAGGCCCGAAAUCUUAAGAAGAAGUUGAAGCAGGCUAAGGACCUCAAGAACAAGAAGGAAGGUGGUGAGGCUCUACUCCCCGAGCAAAUCGCAAAGGUCAUCAAAAUCAAUGAACUCAUUAGAGAGUUGGAUGCACUCGGUUUCGACGCUGAGGGUGAGCCCAAGAAGGCGACCACUGACGACGAGGGUGAAAAGAAGGACUGAGACAGUUUGUGCGACUUCGACUCGAAAAUUAUCACUGCAAGUCAAGGUGCUUCGAACAGCCGCUGGUACAUCCAGGGCUGCGUUUCUGGGUAAACUACUUCUCACCAGGACAUUGUGACCUUUGAUGCCAAGUCGGAUGACGAAGAUACAUAUUUUUGUGACCUAUGCCCAACUCAACAUCAUCAGCAAGCCGUCUCCAGCUAUUUAAGGGAUCAUUUAGCCAAUUUCUUGGUCCUUGCCAUCACUUGGGUGUAUUCUGGCCCUUCAUUUUGAAAUCGGCACACCUUCUGCUCUUCCCGACACCUUGUCCAUCUUUAGGACGAACGAGCAAUAGGCACGAUGCGCUAUGCGCGCAAAGCUUAAGGUUGGGUCGGGGUGUACCAAAAAUCAUGUUUCUGAGUAAAUUAGAUACAUAAUGAGAGCUACGAAAUUCCUCAAUAUGCUAUCGUCUUUGAGGUCGGAAAAUCGGCCACUACCUAGGGGAAAUGCUGAAGGUAUUUGCAUCC